UAGGUUUAUAGGUCCAUACAUGAGUAUUUGUCCUGAGACAGUGUUUGUAAUUGAAGAUAAAUUUGGAUUAUGUGGUUAUGGUGUAGCUGCAGCAGAUGGAAGACAUUUUUAUGAUCAGUAUAAAGAGGAAUGGCUGCCUAAAGUAAGGACAUGUAAUCACAACUAUGACAUUUUUAGGCAGCUAAACUAAACAUUUACGGUUAGCGCGUUUCCCCUUACCCCUGGGAUUAUACUCUAAGACCGGCGAGGGUAGGGUAUUAGGGUAUUUACUUAGAUGGGUGACCAGACAUGGAAAAAAGUGGGAUCUCGCUGGAUCCGUGGGAACAUUUGCUAUAGUAAGAAGAUUGAGCCAAGACAGUCAAAUAUACUUUGUUGCAUACAUAGGGCUUCGGUGGAGCAGUCGUCAGCGCAAGCGCCUUCCACCUCUGGGUUCGAUUCUCACUACGGACUAAUAACACUUAUGUCAUUCUCGUACCCAGAGCCCUUCUUACGCGCGGUCAACCGAGCGCGACGAGGGGCUCUGGCCAAAUCCAUAACCGGAUACCAUAAAAACAUGGUAUCCGUUUUAACACUGCGCAUGCUCAACGUCAAACGCGGAUAAACACUUCGGUUUUCUUGUUUGUUUCGUUUUGAAAGUUUUACUUUAGGAAAACCCCACAAAAGCGGUAGGUUUCGCUAAUUUUAUUUAUUUAAAUCAAUUAGUAGGUAAGACGUGAUGUUCUCAAUGUAUAUAUAUGUUGAUAAAAUUUAGUAUAUAUUUCCCUCUUAAACGUUGUCAAAGCAGUAAUGGAUACGGAUACGAAGACCAGAGAUUGUCUCACUAUUUUAUAUUCGAUUUUAAGUCGCUGUUGUACAGAUUUUUAGACUUUUUUGUGUUUUAUUAAAAGUCAACAGUCAUACAUAAGACAUAGUAUACUGCAAAUCCUUUAAAAAUUGUAAAAAAUCGGUUUCUAGGAAGAAAAUAGUCAUCACAAUUAACUUCAUAUUCUGGCUGGCUUUAAUAUUUUCUCUUCAGAUUUGUUUGAUUAACAUCACUGAUUUGGAAAUACGACGAGCAUCUGCCAUAAAUAUGCUGACUUUUUGCUAUGAGAACAUCACGUCUCAACCUAUGAAUUUCAAUCAACUAAUUGAUUUAAAUAAAUAAAAUUAGCGACAUCUACCGCUUUUGUGGGCGAUUAUCAACAACUCUCUUCCAAACUGCUUCGUACUGCUGUUCUUUCAACUUUAAUAAUGUCUUUUCUCCCAAUUUUCUCCAAAACGAAACCAACGCUUCAUGGAGCGCUUGAUUUUUAUUCAUAUUUUAUACAAUAAACCGUAUAUUUCGUUGUGGCCAAUCAGAAGCCAGUUUGAUAUGGAUUUGGCCAGAGCCCCUCGUCGCGCUCGGUCGAACGCGCGUAAGAAGGGCUCUGGGUACGAGAAUGCACUUAUGUGAAAAGAGUCAGUCAACGCUCUACCGAAAGUCGUGGGUUUUCUCUGGGUACUCCGGUUUCCUUCCACAGGGAAUGUUGACAGGGUGGGUUGGGAUUAGCCCCCUAACUGACCCUUCCACUGUAGCUGUACUCCGUGGUCAGACAUGAGUCAUAAGAUGGCUGCCAUAGGCGCCCUUAUAGUAAGCCUUCGACUGGAACAGGUUGCAUGAGCUGCGCAAUUCAGCUUAGCUCUCAGCUGCAAGUAAGGAUGAUUAGCACACCCCCACGACUACACAAUGGCAUAAAGUACGGUCAAAUUUUCCAUCGUUUUUACGCGCUUUUGAGGAACAUUUGAAAAAGGCGAAUUCAGCAUCCGAGGAACAUUAAAUACUUUUUCCAGGUCUGGGGAUGACUAGCUUAAACACACUUGCUCAUGUAGAGUUGUUGUUGAUUCCCUCCUGUGCUUCCAGGGUUUUUUUUUUCCUUCAUGGUCGUUUGGUUUUCCUCCUUUACCAAAACCAACCCUCCCACUUACAACACAACUAGUGCUUCGUUGGCACACAUUGAAAUAGAAGCUUUCUGAUUGCCUGCAAAUAGAUCAACUUAUCUUGAAAAAAAAGUACAAAACAGCACAAGUCUGGGAAAUAUUUUUAACAUAUUAAUUAAAGGGCAUAUGAAACAAGGUCUAAACUACUUUAACUUUCUUUCAUUUAGAUGUGUAAGGAGUACAGUAAACCCAGCGGAGAUCCAAGUGAAUUUCUUUAUUCAGAACAGAUCGCUGACAGCUUUCACAAUCCUUCCAUAUUUCUUCCUGAUCAACUUUAUAAUAAAUAUCCUGCACAUGUCAGAAUUGAUCUGCUGGCUCGUGCGCAUGUAAGUAUUGAAAGUAUUAAUAUUAAAAGCACUUCAAACAGGCUGCUCCACGGGAGGGACGUGGUAUUAGUGGAGUAGUUCGGGAAAAUACGCGUGCUUUUAGAAUUUAUAAUGCAACUACAAAAGCGGUUACAUGAGAAAAUAGACUUAAUUAAUUUUUUUUUUGUGUUGGUGCUAUGUACUCAAGUGAAUAUGAUGUUUGUGAUGUUACUCUGAGUGUAUAUCCACACCGGGCAAGCUUGAAAAAUAUGCCUGUAUUUCCACACCGGGCAAGCUUGAAAAAUAUUCCCACCGUCCAAUAGAGAUACCAAAGGUGAAAUGUGCAACCACAAUGAAUAAUAUUUAGUGAAGUUGAGACAAAGGAUUUGUGCACAGUGAGAUACAGUUCAACAUCAAACAAAGGCUUCUAUUUUGUGACUUUGGACUCAGGGUGUUAGCCAGAAGUAAAAAAAAUCCGCGUUUACCUGAAAUUGGGAAAUUUAUUUUAGCCUGAAGCCGGACAUUUCUUUGUGGGUUUGGGGGCAUGCGGUUGCGCUCUCAAUUUUUAAAAUUUUUAUGUCUUUGAAAUGGCAUUUCCCACAUUUUGGGAGUAAUUUUGAGCAAAUGUAUAGUUAUAAACAUGUUUUUAAUGGCGUAUUAACAACAUUGAAUUUCUAUAACUAUUUUUUGGCUGACCCAAAUUGGGAAAUUGCGACCUCAAGGUAAUUGGGAAAACGGCGUUUUACGCGGAAUUUUUGACUGUAGCUAACACCCUGGGACUUUGCCAGGUUACCAGACCAUCAUAUCGUGAUACAUAAUAUUUUUAAUAUUCAAAAUAAUAUUUUUCCAUUGCCUAGAGUCUUGGUAUCGGUAAACGUCUUCUUGCGUGUAUUCUUUCUGUGCUUAAGUCUGAAGGAUGUCGUGGUGUUUACGUAGAAAUUGCGAGUACCAACAGAGAUGCUUUAGACUUUUAUUCAAGACUUGGUUUUGCUGAUGUUCCCUCUUUGAAAGACAUUCCUGGAGAGAUUGUUGUAUUAGGAAGGACAAUAUGACUUGGUAUGUAGUACUGUAUAGUUGGCUACAUCGUGCCCAAAUUGUCAGGAUUAAUUGCCUUCCGCUCACAUGAGAUACAUGAAACUGGACGGAUUCGAGCACAGGUAACCAUUCAUGUGUGAAAUUUAAACAAAUUUGUGUACACUGCAAAAGAUCACUGAGUACUUUGACUCGAAAACUUCAGUAAAAUAUAUUCAGGGGCGGCGCUAGAGCGGGCGAUGGACCACCCCCCCCCCUUCCCUCCCACUCAUGAACGACUCGGCAAAUUGUUGCAUUCAUGUGGCAAAAAUUGAGCUGUUUGGAUAUGGACCGAAUUAUCGAAUUGAAUUACAUGAAUUAAAACCAAACGUGAAUUUAAAUAUAAAAUUAUUACUUCAAAAAGUCAAGUGAAUAGAUAUCUUUAAAAUGUGCUCUAUCGAGUGGUGUAGCGGAUAAUUUAAAAAUCAAAAACAGCCCAACAGCCUAUAUAAAUGCCGACUACACGGCAAAAAACGAUCAGGUUGUUGCAAUGUUGAUGAAAACAGGAUUGAUCAAUGUUUUGCUGCCCACAUUGUUCAUAGUUGUCAACAAUAUUGAACAAUAUUGUUACACCCGAUUCAGGCUCAACAGUAUUGUUCAAUCAUGUUUCACUCGCUACUCUGGUUUAAAUAAAUGAUUACAAAGCCCAGUCGAAUUGUAAUCAAGACCCAACGUUUCGACACUCCAGUCUAGUGUCUUCAUCAGGGUGAUCUAAAAUUGCAAUCGUGGCUUCUUAAAUACCCAUGGGAUGACGUCACCUGCCAAUGAAUGACAUUAUCCCUUGGGUAUUUCAGAAGCCACGAUUGCAAUUUUAGAUCACCCCUGAUGAAGACACUAGACUGGAGUGUCGAAACGUUGGGUCUUGAUUACAAUUCGACUGGGCUUUGUAAUCAUGAAAAUCUUGAGUAAAAUUCCGCCAAUUUUUGAGAAAAUUUACUGGAAUUUUUUUAGUAAAGAUGUAAUUUACUCAAAAAAUGAGUAAAUCUGCUCAUACAUUUGAGUAAUUUUUUGCAGUGUAGGGUUCCGAAUUCGUCCAGUUUUGUGUGAAAAUACACGCGUGAAAAUUUCGCAGCUUGUCAAGAUCUAUUCACACUGCUUGUUCCCACUUAUUGACGAGUCUGGAACAAGUUGUUAUCGUCUUGUAACAAGGUUGAAGAGGCCAACAGACUCGCAACAAGUUGUUCCAACAAGCCUGAUAUAAUUGUCUGCACGUAAAAAGUUAUUAGUGUGCUUCAGAUUUGACGACCGCUACCAUUAAGGGACCAUUAGCCAAUCAGAUGCGUUUGAUAUAUCCGAUCAACCAAUCAGAUGUUUACUAAGUCAGUGAGAGGUAGUGGUAGUGGAAGUCAAAUCUGAACCUCUCUAUUAACAAGUUGAUGACAGCAAGCUCGUAGCUAAUUGUUACGAACAGCUUGUAUUAGUCUCUUUUGGAACAGCUUGUAGCAAGUCUAUUUUCGUCAUCAACCUUGUAACAAGGUGAAAACAACUUGUUCCAGACUUGUCUGGGAACAAGCAGUGCGAACACAUCCUGGUAGCAACCUUGUUAUAACCAACACCGCGGAAAAACGUCUGCGCAUGCACCAAAUUAUGAAAAUAUGGCGGGGAAUUUGAAUAUCAAUUUCUAAAACAAAAACAUGCUUAUUAAUUGGUCAAAAAUUAGUAAAACAAACGAGAAAAUAGAGCAAAUGGGUAGACUAGACAUUAAUUGAAAGCGUCCUGGCAUUUAAAGUAUGGAAUGAAAUAGAAUUCAUGUAAAAAAUUGUUGAUUUUAACGGACACGACUUCGAAAAUUUUUGCAAAAUUAUUGAAAACAAAAAUUCAAACUCAAAAGUUAAGAAAACUCUCGAAAAGUUAAGCUUCUUAACCCACUCAAAUUGUAGAAUAAAUCCUAAAGUUUAAUUAUUGUGAACACGAAAAUUUUUUAUAUUUGGCGACACAGUUUUUUUUAAAGAAAUGUAUCUCAAACGAAAAUUCGGAAAUUGUCGUUGCUUAGUUGAUAAACAAAAUGUUUCAGACGAUAAAUUUGUCAACAAUCACCUUUAGUUCAUAUUCUUGUACAAUACAAUUUCUUGAACCUUCUGGCUGUAUUUAUUCCUAGUCUUUAGAAUGUCAUGUUUAUUUUUGCGCUCGAAAUCUGGCUGUAAAGACGCACAAUGAAGUCACUCCUUUUUACCGCCAUUUUGAGCCUUCGGAAACGUUCGGAACAGCUUCUCAUCAAGUUCGCAAUACUUUGACGCGUGCGCAGACGUUUUUCCGCGGUGUUGUUAUAACCUGUUUGUAGAUCUGUGACAACUUGCGCGAUUUUACGCUAAUAUUCAUGCCUGUCUUAUGAUUAGAAUUUGGACGGGGCAGUGGACAAAUAUAGUAAUUCAUAUUGUUAUUGUGCUAUUGUUUCUUGAUACUAUGUCGGAAAUAGAUAACUUCCUCAUUCACAUAUGUUAUUGCUAGUUAACUGCAUUUACCUGAGUGGCAUUGCUGUUAAAAACAGGGUGAAAGUGAAGAACUAAAUUUUAAGUAUUUAUAAGUUCAUGUUGCUUGGCUUUGAUAAAUGCCUUCAUUGAAGGUGCCAAAGCCCGUCGUUGAAGGGUAGCACAGUCGCAUUUUGUUCACGUCAUUUUGAAAAGUCGCAGCCUCGAGUUGCGAUAGAUUUCGAGUACGAUUGAAAUAUUUGCAGUUAAAUUGCAAUUUGCUAUAUCUGCCGCCAUGUUGAUUUUUCCUGCCUCGUUUCCAGGCUCUGCUCUUCUUUUGUUAAUUGCACUGCAGUAAUUGCACAAUGUGCAAAUUGAAAAAUAAUAGCCAAUCAGAAUUGAGUAAUAUUUUCAUCUAUAUUAUUAGAUAUUACUAAAUAUUCAUGACUCCCAUUAUGUGACUUCAAACAGAAGUUGUAGGAGGUUAAAUCCAGGUUUCUACGUGUCAAAUGCCAUUUCCGAG
Molecule: messenger RNA, 6263 nt
Organism: Paramuricea clavata
Lineage: Eukaryota; Metazoa; Cnidaria; Anthozoa; Malacalcyonacea; Plexauridae
Source: the annotation of a GenBank genome assembly